AUGUCCUCUCCUCCCUCCUCAAUCCCCGCCCUCCAAACCCUCCUCGAAACCCUCCUCUCAAACCCCGACCCAACCCUCCCCUCACCCCCCAACCUCAAAAAACGCGCCUCCAUAGCCCUAAUAAUCCGCCUCUCCCCCUCCUACACCCACCCUCCCCCAACAAAACCAGACUCCCCACCCAGCACCCUCGAAGAACUCUUCUCCCCCCCUUGGACCACCCACUCCACCCCCGAAAUCCUCUUCAUCAAACGCUCAGCCCGUCCCUCCGACCCCUGGACCUCUCACAUAGCUCUCCCAGGCGGAAAACGCGACCCCACAGACCCCUCAGAUUUACAAACCGCAAUUCGCGAAACCGAAGAGGAAAUCGGCAUAAAUUUAGAAGAAGAUGCUGUGUUUUGUGGGGGGUUACCACAGAGGGUUAUUACGACGCGAUGGGGGAAAGAGGCGUUGAUGGUGUUGUGUCCUUUUGUUUUUAUUCUCAAGGGAAGGGGGGCUGGGGAGUUGAGGGUUAGGGCUAGUGAAGUUGCUAGUGCGCAUUGGGUUCCGCUUGAAGAGUUGAGGGGGAAGGAGAGGAGGACUGUGGUUUUUGAGGAUGUUGUGGGGAAGAAAUUCGAGGGUGGGGUGCUGAAGAAGUGGGUUUUACGGAGGGUUUUGGGGAGGAUGGUUUUUGCUGGUGUGGUUUUGGAACCUAUGGAAUCUGUACAUAGUCGCAUCUCAGAGGAGGAUGGGGUUUUGGAUUGUCGAUAUUUGCCGCCUUCUGUUCCUUCUUGGUGGGAGAGGUUGGUGGGGAGUUGGUGGGAGUUUCCUGGCACGUUUCCGCCUAGAAGGGAAGCUCCGUUGAUUCUUUGGGGGUUGACUUUGGGUGUGAUUUGUGAUUUUCUGGAAUUAUUACCACCCCCAACGACGACGACGACGACGACUGCGACAAAAGAUUCGGGGAUGGAAAUGUGGACGUUUCCUACUUUUACCCCUCCGGAUGUACGGUUCGCGAUCUGGUUAUUAACCUAUCGCUGUAAAAUUCGAAGGAGAGUGGAAUUGCAAUCCGGGGCGGAGAUUCAAAAUCCUCAUCCAGGAGGAGGAGGAGGCGGAGUGAAUCUUGGAGCUUUGACGCAGAGUGCUCGGGUUACGGGUAUAGACACUUCGACGGAAUGUCUGGUACCAAAGACUUCUGAGGGGAAAGGGGAUGAUAAGAGGGACGGGAGGUCGUUGGAAGGGUGGGUUGAGUGGUUGGCUGGGAAGGUUUUGCCGGAAUGUACUGAUCGGUCUAGGUAUUUUGAGUUGGUGAGGAGGGCGGUGGUGUUGGUUUUGAUUGGGRGGUUGGGGGUUGGGGGUUUUUUGGGGUGGGUUUUGUGGAGGGGUUUGAAGAGGAGGAGGAUUGGAGGUGGGGUUGCUGUUGUUUCGGGGUAG
This is a messenger RNA of Ramularia collo-cygni, 1407 nucleotides long. RefSeq lists its product as uncharacterized. The record is from RefSeq and is a predicted model, not a curated record. Gene Ontology annotation, molecular function: coenzyme A diphosphatase activity. Bases 1 to 1407 code for a protein of 468 amino acids. Lineage: Eukaryota; Fungi; Ascomycota; Dothideomycetes; Mycosphaerellales; Mycosphaerellaceae. The transcript has a single exon.